Saccharomycopsis crataegensis is the source of this 1122-nucleotide messenger RNA. RefSeq names its product 3'(2'),5'-bisphosphate nucleotidase (gene MET22). Gene Ontology annotation, biological process: sulfate assimilation. Gene Ontology annotation, molecular function: 3'(2'),5'-bisphosphate nucleotidase activity. The coding region runs from base 1 to 1122 and encodes 373 amino acids. The record is from RefSeq and is a predicted model, not a curated record. NCBI's taxonomy places the organism in Eukaryota, Fungi, Ascomycota, Saccharomycetes, Ascoideales, Saccharomycopsidaceae. The transcript has a single exon.
AUGGUUUAUGAGAAAGAACUUUUGAUUGCCCAAUUGGCAGUACAAAGAGCAGCAAUUGCUUCUAAAUUGAUCCUUAAAGAUUACAGUAAACUUUAUGCCUCGAAAACCAUCACCAAAGAAGAUCAUUCGCCAGUGACCAUUGCUGAUUUUGCAGUACAAUCAAUCAUAAUAUCGUCGAUCACCCAGUUUUUCCCUAAUGACAAGUUUAUGGCCGAGGAGUCUUCGGAUGAUUUGGAAACCAGAAAAGACUUGGUCUCGCUAAUUUUGAAGUAUUGCAAACAGACCGAUAUCGAGUUCAGACAACGGAAUUUGCACCAGUUUCAAUUCGAGCCGAUUGUCGAAGGAUCGCAAAUCAUUGAAAGUUUGAAUAAAGGUGGGUACGAAGGGGGCAAAGAUGCCCGGUUUUGGGUGUUGGAUCCCAUCGAUGGGACAAAAGGGUUUUUAAGAAACGACCAGUUUGCAUUAUGUUUAUCGUUGAUGGUUAGCAAUAAGAUCAGGGUGGGGAUCAAUGGAUGUCCUAACUUGCCGGUGAAUAUUAAGAAGAUCAUCGAGACCCACGAUUUUGGUAAAUCCAACUUCAAUUUGAAUGAUUACUUGAAACAAAACCCAAGUACUGCCAAAGGGUUGUUGUUCACCGCGAUGGAAAACAAGGGAUCAUACGUCCAAGAGUUGUUUGAAGAUAUCAAGGCGCCAUUUGAUCUGCAAACUGAAAGAAUUUUCAUGAAUAACAAUUUGCCAUCGAUCAAGGAAAACGUUAUUGUAGAAGGGGUAGAGACCAAGCAUUCGGAUCAUGAGCUGCAGUCACAAAUUAAGAAACUUUUGGGGAUCUCUCCUAACAGAACUGUGAACUUGGACUCACAGUGUAAAUAUAGCUUGUUGGCGUACGGGGUUGCCAAUAUGUACUUGAGAUUGCCAUUCAGUAUGGGUUAUCGUGAGAAAAUCUGGGAUCACUCAUCAGGGUAUUUGUUGGUUAAAGAGAGUGGUGGGGUGGCUACAGAUAUGAACGGGGUUGACUUGGACUUCACUCGUGGGCGAUACUUGGAAUCAAAGGGAAUUAUUGCUGGAAGCAAACAAUUCCAUGGACAGUUUAUUCUGGCAGUGAAGGAGCUGGUAAAGUUGUGA